Messenger RNA from Arachis ipaensis, 381 nucleotides. The record is from RefSeq and is a predicted model, not a curated record. Lineage: Eukaryota; Viridiplantae; Streptophyta; Magnoliopsida; Fabales; Fabaceae.
AUGUCGUCCCCUAUGAUGACUUCAUCACCAAACAAAUUCAUAAUAAGCAAAGAAAUAUCCGAAGAAGAUGAGAUAGAAGAUGAAUUGAGUAAAAAGCUAGCGCAUUACACAUUAGAAGGCAAUUGGCAUGAAGUAAGGAAGAUGUACGAGUCAAAGCCAAAGGCACACACCAUAACGGUUAACAGUUCUGAGGACACGGCGUUGCACGUGGCCGUGGAUUUGGACGAAGAAGAAGUUGUUAAAGAUCUUGUGCAUGAAAUCGUGGCGCAUAUGACGGGUGCUCUGGAGAAAGGGAAUGAGCACGGCGACACGCCUCUCCAUGUGGCGGCGUCAAGGGGGUUUGCGAAACUCUGCAAGUGCAUCAUAGCAGAGAGAGGAUAG